AUGAGUCACGUGACGCAGAUUAUCCGUGUUCCCAACACUCAUGACAAAGACUCUUGUUCAACUCCAGACACUGGUUCCAACCAGGUCAGACCUCUACGGCCACAGCUGCCACUCUGCCACAGCUGCUACUCUGCCACAUCUGCCGCACUCUGCCACAUCUGCAGCACUCUGCCACAGCUGCUACUCUGCCACAGCUGCCACUCUGCCACAGCUGCUACUCUGCCACAGCUGCUACUCUGCCACAUCUGCAGCACUCUGCCACAGCUGCUACUCUGCCACAGCUGCCACUCUGCCACAGCUGCUACUCUGCCACAUCUGCCGCACUCUGCCACAUCUGCAGCACUCUGCCACAGCUGCUACUCUGCCACAGCUGCCACUCUGCCACAGCUGCUACUCUGCCACAUCUGCCGCACUCUGCCACAUCUGCAGCACUCUGCCACAGCUGCUACUCUGCCACAGCUGCCACUCUGCCACAGCUGCUACUCUGCCACAUCUGCAGCACUCUGCCACAGCUGCUACUCUGCCACAGCUGCCACUCUGCCACAGCUGCUACUCUGCCACAUCUGCCGCACUCUGCCACAGCUGCCACUCUGCCACAUCUGCCGCACUCUGCCACAUCUGCAGCACUCUGCCACAGCUGCUACUCUGCCACAGCUGCCACUCUGCCACAGCUGCUACUCUGCCACAUCUGCCGCACUCUGCCACAUCUGCAGCACUCUGCCACAGCUGCUACUCUGCCACAGCUGCCACUCUGCCACAGCUGCUACUCUGCCACAUCUGCAGCACUCUGCCACAGCUGCUACUCUGCCACAGCUGCCACUCUGCCACAGCUGCUACUCUGCCACAUCUGCCGCACUCUGCCACAGCUGCCACUCUGCCACAUCUGCCGCACUCUGCCACAGCUGCCACUCUGCCACAUCUGCCGCUCUCUGCCACUCUGCCACUCUCUGCCACAGCUGCCGCACUCUGCCACACCCAUUUAAGUUUCACAAUGUUUCUACUUAA
Knipowitschia caucasica is the source of this 1005-nucleotide messenger RNA. Lineage: Eukaryota; Metazoa; Chordata; Actinopteri; Gobiiformes; Gobiidae. The record is from the annotation of a GenBank genome assembly.